AUGAAGAGUAGUUGUUCGAUAAGAUCGAUUGAGUCAUGUCUGAACGUGGUUGCAACGGCCGUGUAUGUGGAUAAGGUGGGUGGUUUGAGCUGCCAUUCGGAUUGCGACUACGAGCAGGUGACGAUCGCGUUCGGUACACGAGAAGAGUUGGAGGAGGAAACGGCUCAGCAUUUGGAAGUGAUUUUCGCUUUGCACAGAGUCUGGAGAAUUGACCAUUUCGAGCAUGAGGUGAAGGGGUACCCAUGGUUCUUGAAGCCGACACGUAUGCAGUUGAAGAAGAGGUCACCGACGAAUUUGACUGCUGGAAUUGAGACGUGGAUUCGAUUUGCACGGGCUGCGGCUUUUACAAUCAUUGGGCAGCUCCCGAAAGGUCAUCUGUUGCCAGGUGCAAUUUCGAAGAAGUCACUCGAGCGCAAACUAACACGAGACAUCGCAGGCUGCUAUGUGGCUGAGCUCGACGACUACCUUGCGGCGAGAGGUAAGGCAGCUGUCGAGGACCUUUGUCGAGCACAACACGUUAUGAGGAUCGUCAGCGCCAAAAAGGCCAAAGCGAAGGACUUCUGGAACGGUCCCGAGGAUGAUGUCGACACAUCGUGGUGGAAGAAACUUACGCGGAGGGUAAAGAAGACAAAGAAGACGGUUGCCAAAAAGGAAGCACAGUGUGCUGAGGAGGACGACAAGCGGGUAGCCAAAAAGAGCAAAAAGCAUCCGGCCACUCUCAGCAAAACAAACAAGGAAGCCGCCAAAAAAAAUAAGACCAGCUCAAAGAUCACGGCUUUAAACCUCCAAACUGCCGAGGACGACUCCGACUCCGAAGAGGAGACCGAGGACGACACCGAAACCGCCUCUGACGACGACGAUGAAGAAGAGGCCACUGAUUCCGAAUAA
Messenger RNA from Gregarina niphandrodes, 888 nucleotides. RefSeq lists its product as hypothetical. Lineage: Eukaryota; Apicomplexa; Conoidasida; Eugregarinorida; Gregarinidae. The coding region runs from base 1 to 888 and encodes 295 amino acids. The transcript has a single exon. The record is from RefSeq and is a predicted model, not a curated record.